AAGAGGAGCACUUACAUUAUUGGACAGAUUCUUCUACAGCGCAGUGGACAAGUGCCUGAUACAGAUAGACUUGGAUCUUGUUCGUGCUAUGUACACACCUAUCUAUUGAAAACUGCAUUUCUGUAUGAACUGGCAAGAGUUCCAGCGGACGAAGAAUGGGAGAGAGGUAACGUCGUCACGAGGUUGUUGCAAAUAUUUGAACUCUUAAAGAAGAACAUCAAAUCUGGAUGUGUGAAUUCCUUCUUCUUCAAGGAAUACAAUCUUGUUGUCACUGAGAACACCGUAACCGAGAUAAAAGGUAGAAUUUGGAUUAUAGAUGCAAUACUGUUGUUUCUUUCUGGCAAAUAUGACUUGCAGCUGGAACAAAACGAUCCCCGGAGUAUUGAAAAGAUGCUACAAGAUCAAAGACCAGAGUCUAUCUCCACCAGGGAGGUGAAUAAGUCACAAAGGCAAGAAUUGUCCAGCUCUUAG
Molecule: messenger RNA, 471 nt
Organism: Porites evermanni
Lineage: Eukaryota; Metazoa; Cnidaria; Anthozoa; Scleractinia; Poritidae
Source: the annotation of a GenBank genome assembly